Molecule: messenger RNA, 1764 nt
Organism: Saccostrea cuccullata (small rock oyster)
Lineage: Eukaryota; Metazoa; Mollusca; Bivalvia; Ostreida; Ostreidae
Product: acid-sensing ion channel 5-like
Biological process (GO): sodium ion transmembrane transport
Cellular component (GO): plasma membrane
Molecular function (GO): ligand-gated sodium channel activity
Source: RefSeq, a predicted model, not a curated record
CUGUGGACAGUGCUGAUGUUGUUUUGUAUUACGUUGAUGUCGUAUCAGAUUAUAGACAGAAUCAUGUACCUACACAGCAAUCCCGUCAACGUUAACGUCAAAAUCAACUACAACCAAUCCCUGACCUUCCCCGCCGUUACUAUCUGUAACCAAAACGCAUUCAAAGCUACAACUGCCGCCGAGAGGAAUUGGUAUCGUCUUAUAGAGACUAUGUACAAUGGAAGCUCGAAAUCUUUCUCACAGAGGGACCUAGACAGGUUCCACGCCUCCACUCUGACAUUCAACCAACUCUUCCAGCAGGCCUCUCACAGAAAAGAAGACAUGAUUGUAAGUUGCCAAUGGGCGGAUUUACAUUGUGGACCCAAAAACUUUUCAGAACAAUUGACGGACUAUGGCAACUGUUACAGAUUCGUGGCUCCAGAGAAUUCCAGAUCUACAGGUGCAGACAAUGGUCUGAAGUUGCUGUUGAAUGUAGAACAGUAUGAGUACAUGCCAGGACCCAAUGAAGCAGCUGGUGUAAAAGUACUCACUCACGUAAAAAACGAUCACCCAAGGGUCCGGGAGCUGGGUAUCGCUGUACCCACGGGGACACAAGCAUUCAUAGGACUUCAAGUCAUACUAGUGCACAAUCUAGAGAAACCCCACGGUCAAUGCCAGUAUAAGUCUUUGAAGUUCUUCCCCCAUUACUCGUACGAUUCCUGUCUGGUGGAAUGCUACACGGAGGUGUCUGCUAGACGGUGUGGAUGCCGAGAUUACUAUAUGCCCAGCCUAAACGGUCUUCCUCCUCCUUGUGACCUUGAGCAGUAUUUUACUUGUCUUAAACCUCUCUACGAUGAUUUCUCGCUGUGGUUAGAGAGCUGUGAUUGUCCUACCGACUGUGAUUACACUAUGUAUGACCCCGUCAUGUCAUAUGCAACUACGUCAGAAUAUGCAGGUCAGAGGUUUAUGGACAAAAUAAACGUAACAACACUCAACUCAAAGCUCAAACGAGCGCGGGAAAUUACACAUCGCAUGGACGCACGAAAACUAGAGACAUUCAAAGAAAAAGUGAAACAAAUGGAAAGGACUUUUGUAGACGUAAAACAGCUGAUCCAAGAAACUAUUCAGAAACAUAUUAUGAAUCAGAUUGGGAAUGUAACAGAGCAUUACAAGAGUGCCAUCAGAGUUACGAACAGGAGAAUACUACUGCUUAGAUUUCAAAUCUAUAAUGUCCAGAAGAACUUUAUGAGGGGCAGGGACGCCAUGGAGGAAAGGACACUCUCCCACUUAUGUAACAGUUUCCACGAGUUUGUUUUUGCUUACGAGACGAACCUGCGAAAUUUAAUCACGGAGAAUGAUACAGCAAUAAGAAGAACAUUCUAUGUGAGCACAAUUAAUAUGGUAGACGUCCGUACAGAGAACGCUAAGAGAGCACUCGCUAACUUCACAGUUCUGUACGAUGCCUAUGUGACAGGAACGCCAAUAUUUAGAUACAAAUUCCAGAAGUUUGCAAGACGUUAUAAUAAUUACAUUGUACCCAGACCACUACUGAACGAGUCCACCUACCACAACCCGUAUGCGAGAAGAUACAGUGUAAAAUUGGGAGAUGACAUCUUGAGCAUCAUGGAUGCGCUGUCAAGCUACAGAAAUUUGAUAGUGUUUAGCGAUGCGUCUCUUAAUAUCACAAAAAUGAACCGUGUCAGUGGGAAUUUUAUAGACGCGUGUGAGAAAUUUUACCACACCAAAAGUACUCUGUAUUAUGAGACAGUGGAUAGACCGGAGAGA